AAAAUCCCGUGGGGAAUCCCGUGACAACAGCCACAUAUAUAAUGUAAUAUUUUCCCUUGAUAAUUUUUAGGAAUUUAUAUUAUCACAUUGAAAUACCACAACAUCAGUUUUUCAUCAGGUAAUUUUUGUCUUGGAAUACAUAUUGAAAGGUAACACGCAAACUUUGGUUGAGGGCAAAAUGAGGGCAUUUUCUGUCACAAAAUUGAACCUGACCGGACGAUUUAAACCGUAAAAGUAUAAGAAUGAAUAUUUUUAAAAACGACCAACGUCGGUGAAUGCGAUUUAUUGGUAGGUUCACCGAAAUUACAUAACUUUAAUAAUCUCUAACGAGCACAGCCAGCAGCACGGCGGUGUCAACUCGUCUUACCUUGGUUUUUCACUUCGGUCCCCACCGAACCAAAGAGCCUUUCUCCUAGUCCGCCUUGAAACGACGGCAGGCGCUCGCCCAACCAGUGGUCCGCCGGUGUGUCGUUUGUGCGGUUGUCGUUGUGCCGGCCGAGUCGUAAACAACGCAAUAUUUAUAAAAAAAAUAUAUAUUUGCUUUUUUACCGAAAACAAUACCGGGUUUCCUCCAAGAAAAAUCCAAAAAGUUUGGCUCGGGUUGGCCCCGGAUCGGCCUGGACGUGCGGUCAUGGGUGGAAUCGAUGCAGUCUGAAAGUCUACACUGUGUUUUUGUGCUUGCUUGAGCGUGCUUAAAACCAAAAUGCUGGACUGGCCGAAGGGGACCAGCUACCUGGAGGUGGUGGGCAUCGUCGGCCUGUGCCUUUGGCUGCUCAAGCUGACGGUUGUCGCGUCCAAAUCGGUUUACCAGAAUUUACUAGCGCCGUUGAUGGGACGCGGCGUGGACUUUAAGAAAACCGGACAGUGGGCAGUAAUAACCGGUGCCACCGAUGGAAUUGGAAGAGAAUACGCCGAACAGUUGGCUGCCAAAGGCAUGGACGUGGUGCUGGUCAGUCGGACCAAAUCGAAAUUGGAGAACACGUCCAACGACAUAAAAUCGAAAUACGGCGUCGACACGAAAAUCAUUGAAACCGACUUCACCGACCACGACCCCGAACUGACCGACCGCCUGGCCAAAGAAAUGGGCGAUUUAGACAUCGGCGUGCUGGUCAACAACGUGGGCGUCUACAACCCGUAUCCGGAUUAUUUUUUGAACUUUGACAAAAAUAAUCCUCUGUACGAUAACAUGGUCAAGUGUAACAUAUCUCCGGUGGUGCACAUGUGCCGGGCCGUCAUGCCGGGCAUGGUAAAACGCAACCGGGGUGUCGUCAUUAACAUUUCUUCAGCCGCGGCCGUCAUACAUUGUCCUCUCCUAACCGUUUAUGGUGCCACAAAAACGUUUGUCGAAAAAUUCAGCGUUGAACUGGCCAAAGAGUAUGAAAACGAUGGGAUUCUGGUGCAAUGCGUUUUACCGUACUUUGUGGCCACCGAAUCAAACAACAUUCUCAACCGACCGUCAUGGUUGGUGCCAACUGCCAAAACCUAUGUCCGUUCUGCCAUCAAGACGACCGGCAUCCAGAGUAUAACCACCGGAUAUUUCCCCCACACUAUAGUGGUGUACACGGUCAAGUUAUUGGAUUCAAUAUGCCAUCCACUGGUGUCGGCCAUAUCGAUGAAGUUGUUGUUGAGAUGUCGCAAUCGGUACAUGAGACGCUACAGUGAAAUGUCACAAGUUUAGACUGCAUAUUAGUAUUAUGAUAAUAAUACAAAAAAAUAUAUACAUUUUUUUUUCUACAUUAAAAACAAUCUGAAAAAAUAAUAAUAUUUUGUUAAACGUAGCAAUUUAAGGUGUUUUGUAGACAAAUCAAAUAAUCUCUACUUAUUACUUAUCUCUACAAUGUCUACUUAUUUAGUUUUAAUGACUACCUAUUGAAAGCAGUAUUGUUUUAAUUGGUUUCACAUAUUAUUAUUACAACUGCAUUAAUAAACAAUGUAAAACCUGUAUCUAAAACUCUCAUACAACGUUAAUAAAAU
Adelges cooleyi (spruce gall adelgid) is the source of this 1974-nucleotide messenger RNA. Its product is annotated as very-long-chain 3-oxoacyl-CoA reductase-like. NCBI's taxonomy places the organism in Eukaryota, Metazoa, Arthropoda, Insecta, Hemiptera, Adelgidae. Gene Ontology annotation, molecular function: oxidoreductase activity. Gene Ontology annotation, cellular component: endoplasmic reticulum. The record is from RefSeq and is a predicted model, not a curated record. The coding region runs from base 704 to 1678 and encodes 324 amino acids. The transcript has 6 exons.